Arachis ipaensis is the source of this 751-nucleotide messenger RNA. Lineage: Eukaryota; Viridiplantae; Streptophyta; Magnoliopsida; Fabales; Fabaceae. The record is from RefSeq and is a predicted model, not a curated record.
CUUUGGCACAAGAGCUAUUGGCAAAAUGAUAAGGAAGAAAGAAUUAUGUUUCACGCAUACAGAGGACGGGUACAUAUUUAGAUUAAUAUAUAAUUUGUGACUUUUUUUUUAAUAGCCAUGUGAUCAACAAAUAAAUCAUAUAUAACUGAAUUAAUAAAAUUUAUGAUAAAAAAUUAAAUGUAUGUGAUAAGUCUCUUUUUGUUUUUAGGAUGAUGUUUUGGUUCCAGAGAUAAUAAUUACUAGAUAUGGUGCCGAGCUGAAACAUGAAAUUGUCCUAAUUGAUCUCUGUGACAAUUGUAUCAAGCUUAAAUUAAAAAACCGGGGAAACAAAAUCUGGAUACCUUCCGAUGGGAUAGACAAGUUAUUUACUUUCUAUAAGUUUAAAAGCAUGGUCAAGAUCGGUUUAAUUUAUGUCUCAAGUGGCAUAUUUUUUGUGGCUCCUGUGGAUAGGCGAAAUAAUCCAAUCUAUAUGGAUUUUUAUACAUCUCACUAUGUUAAAGAUAUUAUUGGUAUAUCUUUGUUAAAAGUAAUUCAAGAUAAGUUGGGGUUGAACUACUUUAAUGGAUUGGAUGAUGUUGCAUAUGGUAUAAAAGAUAAUGGGAUCCAUGGGAAUAUGAAAAGUUCUAGUGUGCAAAGGAUUCAGAAGAACAAUUCCAAUGAAACUACUAUCAAGAAGAGGUCAAUAACAAAAAAAAAAGAGGAUAUAUUGCUGGAUAUCAUAGCAAAAGGUUGAGGUUGACUAAGUAUGAUA